Molecule: messenger RNA, 1624 nt
Organism: Eriocheir sinensis (Chinese mitten crab)
Lineage: Eukaryota; Metazoa; Arthropoda; Malacostraca; Decapoda; Varunidae
Product: homeobox protein MSX-2-like
Exons: 2
Coding region: 436-1404 (322 amino acids)
Biological process (GO): embryonic morphogenesis; regulation of transcription by RNA polymerase II
Cellular component (GO): nucleus
Molecular function (GO): RNA polymerase II transcription regulatory region sequence-specific DNA binding; DNA-binding transcription factor activity, RNA polymerase II-specific
Source: RefSeq, a predicted model, not a curated record
GAGGCGGCAAUCCCCCGGGCCAGUUUAAAGAGCGUGGCAAAAGGUGACAGGAAAAGAGCGUGUUGGUCUAUUCAUUUAGGCAACACUUUAAUGGUAUAAACAUUAUCCGCCGCUCCUUGGCCGCCCUUGUCCGCCGCGCCCGCCACGCUCGCCGCCGCCCAUUGGCCCGCCGCCCGCGCGCCCCGCCCCCCGCCGCCUGCCUGCGCGCCAGUGGCCGGGGCGCGGCGCGGGGAGGGGCCAGGCCGGGCGGGGCGCGGGAUAAGUGCCCGGGGCCCGCCGCCGCCCUAUAGUCCGCCACCGCCGCUGUUCGGGUCAUGGUGUGCCGCCGCCGCCGCCGCCCCGCCACCUGAGCCGCGCCGCGAGAGGCGUCCCUUCGUCUCCGCCGCCGCCGCCACCGCCGCCACACCGCCGUCGUGCCGCGCCGCCGCCGCCGCCAUGUCCGGCGCCACAGUGAACCCCGCCGCGGGGGACGCCAAGCCGCAGUCCGCCUUCAGCGCCGUUGUCAGAAAGAGUUUCUCGUCGUUCUCAGUGGACUCCAUCCUGAGCGGCGGCGAGCCCCGCAACGCGCGCCUCGCUGACGAGGCCGCCGACUCGCCACGCGGGGCCCUCGGGGGCUGCCCCGGACCCACACACGCCCAGGAGUUCCUGCUGCGCCAGGAGCGGCAGGGCAACGCCUCGAAGAAAUGCCGCGGGGUCCGCUCACCGUCGCCCUCCGCGGGCGCCGAGGACGAGGCCGAGGAGGACGUGCACGUGGAGACGGACACGGAGGACGAGAAGGAGCGCGAGGCCUCGGAGCGGCUGCUGGCGCGGCCCGUCAUCCGGCCCACGGCGCUGGGGCCGCUGCAGGACCCCCGCCUGGUGGGCCUGGGCCACGCCGGCCCGCCGCCCCCCUCGCUGCUGCCGCCGCACCUGCAGGCCGGGCUGUGGCCCUCCCUGCCGCUGCUGCACCACCAGCUGUCCCUGCGGGCCCUGGCCAAGACGCCGGAGCCGCCGCGGUUCCACGGGCCCGUCAAGGUGACGCUGCGGAAGCACAAGCCCAACCGCAAGCCGCGCACGCCCUUCACCACGCAGCAGCUGCUGUCGCUGGAGAAGAAGUUCCGCGAGAAGCAGUACCUCAGCAUCGCCGAGCGCGCCGAGUUCUCCGCCUCGCUCAGCCUCACCGAGACGCAGGUCAAGAUCUGGUUCCAGAACCGACGCGCCAAGGACAAGCGGCUCAAGGAGUCCGAGAUGGAGCGGCUCCGCCUCGCCUCCGAGCCGCUGGUGCCGCCCAACCCCUUCCUGCCGCCCGCCUCCCUGCUGCCGCCCCUGCUGCUCAACAGCCCCUUCGUCCAGGGCGGCAUGCGCCACCCCCUGGGGCCGCCCACCGUGCCGCCGCCCGCAGCCUCCCCGCCCACGUCCCACUAGCGCCCCGUGACCCUGCCCCGCCCCGCCCCGCCCCGUGGCACUGCUGCCCCGCCCCUGGGCCGCCACGCCCGGGGCCGGGCCUUACUGCCGUGUACAUACUGUACAGCGCUGCCGUGUAUAAUGAGGUGUCUGCUUGCCAAAGAGCGUAAUAUGCAUUAUAUUGUUUAUCUUGUUUAAUCUAAUUUAUAAUGAUAACGAUAACAAUAAAGGUAUUUUUAUA